This is a messenger RNA of Dermacentor andersoni, 1805 nucleotides long. RefSeq lists its product as uncharacterized. The record is from RefSeq and is a predicted model, not a curated record. NCBI's taxonomy places the organism in Eukaryota, Metazoa, Arthropoda, Arachnida, Ixodida, Ixodidae. Gene Ontology annotation, molecular function: DNA-binding transcription factor activity, RNA polymerase II-specific; RNA polymerase II cis-regulatory region sequence-specific DNA binding. Gene Ontology annotation, biological process: regulation of DNA-templated transcription.
UUUUAACAGAGGAGCUGUUCUUGGUCGACCCUGUACCGUCGUGCUGCUUGGCGUCACGCUGGUCACGUGACCUGGGAGCGAGAGGGGGCAAGAGUGAGAUGCGCCGCGCCGAGAGGGGCGAGAGUGAGGCAGACGGCUGCGCUGCGCGAAGGGGGGCGAGUGCGGCAGCCAAUGCGCGUUUGCCAAAAGUAGGCCAAUAAAUGAGAAGCUCGGUGGGUCAUAAACAAUAAAAGAAGUCCGUUCUUGCUGCGCAUUCGUUCUUCGAGAAUGGCCAAGACUGCUUAUACUCCCGAGGAAGAAGCUGCCCGACGUGAUCGCCAGCGAAAGCUUGCGCGGGAACGGGCCCGCCGUCGCAGAGCCAACCCCGAAGUCCGCGCAAGAGAAGCCGAAGCUAAACGUCUUCGCCGAGAGGCUAAUCCCGAAGCAUAUGCAAGAGAAGUCGCAGCUCAACGACAACGGAUGCAAGCCGACCCGGAGCUACGAGCUAGAAAGGCGAAAGCUGAACGGCAACGGAUGCAAGCCGACCCGGAGCUGCGAGCUAGAAAGGCAGAAUCUCAAAGGCAGCGCCGAGAGGCCGACCCCGAAGUGCGCGCCAGGGAUGCGGAAACACAUCGCCAGCGCCGGAACAAAGUUCCUGGACUUCGCGAGAGUGAGGCCGCUGAAGGGCGCCACCGGAGGGAGAUUCCUACCGGCGGCGCCGACGGGCGGUUCAAGAUGGAAUUCUUGGAAUGGCAUUUUGGGCAAAGCUGCAAGGUUAUAAAGCUAGAUCUUGCGGAUUGCAGUAGGCACAGGUCAGUGCCUGCAAGCUCCACCGCAGUCAUGCAAGGGGAUGCUGCUACGCAGUGCAACCAGAAAGCAGACAUUGUUUUCAAGUCCACAUGGUGUGAGGAAGCCAUCUCCAAAUCAACACAGACUGAGUUAUUCACUCUGAAGGUCUCCAGGUGGACGCAGUCUGAUGAUCUGGAAGAAAGCUGCUGUGCCUCUCCACUGCUGGAACUGCCACUGCCAAAAAAAGCAGUGCUUCUGUUGCCUAGUAAUUCAAAGAGAACCAACAAUGGAGUGCAGCAAGAUGCAGAAGUUGACAAUAUCACAAAAGAGGACUAUAUACUCGGGAUGGAUGCUGACGCAGCUUUGGGGAAACAUACAGAAAGCUCUCCCAUAGUCAAUGCAGGGUCAGCAGUGAUUGCCUAUGCCUGCACAUUUUGCUCACUGAAGUUCGAGGAGCUGGAGGCCUUAACCUCCCACGUACUGACGUGCCCGUGGCCUGAACCAUUCCAGUGUGUCCUGUGUUCACAGACCUGUGCAGAUUGGACAGCAACGCUGGGUCAUCUCACAUCUCACCUUGACAGCGCCUUGGCGAAGUGCCCAUUUUGCGAGUACAUAUUUGAUGGUAGGAGCUCGACCAUUAUGAGGCACAUGCAACGGCUACACGUACGCGUGAAGGCAUUCAUGUGCAACUUCUGCAGGGCCACGUUUGUCAACAAGCAUGACAUUCUCGCACACAGCCGUCGUAGGUGCCGUGCAAGGAAGCCAUGGGAGUGAGCAGAGAAAGCUUCUAUAAUUGAGAAAAGUAACAUGCUCACUGUAAUGUAGCACAUAAUAGAGAAUUUUAGUGAAGAGGAUGCAAGUUGCACCCAAGUGUUGGGGGACGCAAACCACUGGGUGUACAAAAGAACCUAAAUCAAGCACAAAAGAAUGCGAAGGGCCCACAGUGGUGUUGUGUCCCCCAACGGUUACAUGCGGCUUGUGUCCCCUAACCUAAAGCUCUCUAAUAUAUAUAUAUUAAACAUAUACUUUUAUUAUAA